Messenger RNA from Cucurbita maxima (winter squash), 1997 nucleotides. RefSeq names its product adenine/guanine permease AZG2. Gene Ontology annotation, cellular component: plasma membrane. The coding region runs from base 181 to 1812 and encodes 543 amino acids. Gene Ontology annotation, biological process: transmembrane transport. Gene Ontology annotation, molecular function: purine nucleobase transmembrane transporter activity. Lineage: Eukaryota; Viridiplantae; Streptophyta; Magnoliopsida; Cucurbitales; Cucurbitaceae. The record is from RefSeq and is a predicted model, not a curated record. The transcript has a single exon.
CAUCAUAAUCAUUACACUUCUCCUUCAAUUUCCAAAAAAUUCUUUUUUUUUUUCUUUCUAAAAUUCUCGUCCUAAUCCCCGCCUGACCCACGUAUCUUUUUCUUCUUAUCUUUACAGAUUCCUAUAUAAAUCUCCCCGCUCAUACCUGCUCAACCACCAUUUCCCAACACGGAGACUCAGAUGGGUGGCGGAGGAGACGGCGGUGGAAGCUCCGGCGUCGGCGGAUUUCGAAAUCCGUUGAGAAAUAUAGAGAGAGCUUUAAAUGAGGCAAUUGCACGCAGCUUUGUGGGGAAAUAUUUCAAGCUUGAAGCUCGAAAUAGCUGUUUUACUAAGGAACUACGAGCUGGUUUAGCCACUUUUCUUACCAUGGCUUAUAUCAUCACCGUUAAUGCCAAUAUUCUUGCUGACUCCGGCGGCACGUGCUCAAUGGCUGACUGCUCGGUGCCGGUGGACGGAACCGCUGCGCCGGACUGCAUGUUCAAGCCCAAUCCCGGGUACCAAAAUUGCCUUGCGACAGCCAAAAGCGAUCUCAUGGUCGGCACUAUUUUAUCGGCCAUGAUUGGUUCGUUCGCCAUGGGAGUUCUUGCUAACCUUCCUUUGGGGCUCGCGCCUGGUAUGGGCCCAAAUGCGUAUUUGGCCUAUAACAUAGUGGGCUUUCAUGGAUCCGGCCCAAUUCCAUAUCGAACCGCGUUGGCCAUUUUGUUGGUUGAGGGUUGCGCGUUUAUUGCUGUUUCUGCAUUAGGGCUUCGUUCAAAGCUCGCUAAACUCAUUCCCAAGUCGGUUCGGUUCGCUUGCGCUGCUGGGAUUGGGCUUUUCAUAGCCUUCGUGGGCCUGCAAGUCAACCAAGGAUUGGGCCUGGUUGGGCCUGACCCGGCCACAUUGGUCACACUCACGGCCUGUAGUCGUACAAAUCCAGAAACCGGAGAAUGCAUUGGAGGGAAAAUGCAAAGCCCAACGUUUUGGCUGGGGUCCAUCGGGUUUGUAAUCAUGGCUUACGGUCUAAUGAAAGAGUUAAAGGGCAGUAUGAUAUACGGCAUCGUUUUUGUCACGUUCGUAUCUUGGUUCAGAGGCACGGCUGUGACGUACUUCCCUCACAGCCCACUCGGUGACGAGAAAUUCAACUACUUCAAAAAAGUGGUGGACUUUCACAAAAUCCAAACCACAGCCGGUGUUCUUAGCUUCAACGGCUUCAACAGAAGCCCUGUUUGGGUAGCCCUAGCGACGCUGUUUUACAUCGAUGUGCUCGCGACGACGGGGACGCUGUAUACCCUAGCCGAAAUCGGCGGAUUCGUGAACGAACGAGGGAAUUUUGAAGGCGAGUAUAUGGCGUACAUCGUCGACGGUGGUUCCACGGUCGUCGCGGCGCUGCUCGGAGUUUCCCCCAUCGCGACGUACGUGGAAUCAUCGGCAGGGAUCAGAGAGGGAGGGCGAACGGGACUUACGGCUGUAGUUGUAAGUUUCUGUUUUAUGCUGUCGUUGUUCUUCACGCCGCUGUUAUCGAGUGUGCCGCCGUGGGCGAUCGGGCCGUCGCUGGUGAUGGUGGGAGUGAUGAUGAUGAAGGUGGUGAAGGAGAUCGACUGGGGAAAUGUGAAGGAAUCGGCGCCGGCUUUCAUAACGAUGAUUCUGAUGCCAUUGACGUAUUCGAUAGCGAACGGGAUUGUGGGAGGGAUAGGGCUGUACGUUGCUCUGAGUUUAUACGACCAGGUUGUGAGGGUGAUGAAGUGGUUGGGGAAGAUGAAAAGGGUUGUGGCGAAAGAACAGAACCAGGUAUCGGCGAGUGCGGCUAACGCAGAGUUGGUAUCUGUAGUUUAGAUUACUUUAGGGACGGAGGGAUGUGAUUGAUCUACUGGCAAUGGAAGGUGUCGGCGGCAUUAAUUUGUGGGGAUGCUAAGCCCUCCCAUUGUAAUAGAUCAACCACUUAAUUUUCAUUUGCUGUGUGCUAAUCUUUUGUUUUCGACUCCUAAUCUAACGUGUAACCAAAAUAAUGUUUCCUUUUU